AUGGCUCUCCGAACCUCAGAUGGAACAACAAAAUCAUCGAGAAGGGGAAUGGAGGAAAUCAUCUACGACUUCUACUCUGAUCUCUCCGACGGCCAUGUCUACUUGCCUCCUCACCAUCUGAGAGAAGACGGACAUGUCAUUCUGGAGGUUCUCCCGUCCGAAGUACGACAUGCCAUCAUGCCGGUAGGAAGUCGUACUGCACCUUUUCCUGACAGAAUAAGACCAGAACACUUGAAGAACCUUCCGCCAGUAUUCAUCAACACCCUGGCGAGGACCCUCUUUACAGGUUACCUGUCGGAAUACAAGGUUCCUAGAAGACCAGCAAGACCGUGUUGUUGUACAAAAAGUGAGAUCUACGUGACAUCGGAAACUAUCGCCUGA
Molecule: messenger RNA, 381 nt
Organism: Necator americanus (New World hookworm)
Lineage: Eukaryota; Metazoa; Nematoda; Chromadorea; Rhabditida; Ancylostomatidae
Exons: 1
Coding region: 1-381 (126 amino acids)
Source: RefSeq, a predicted model, not a curated record